This is a messenger RNA of Pungitius pungitius (ninespine stickleback), 759 nucleotides long. RefSeq names its product mitochondrial ribosomal protein S11 (gene mrps11). The record is from RefSeq and is a predicted model, not a curated record. Bases 79 to 693 code for a protein of 204 amino acids. Gene Ontology annotation, cellular component: mitochondrial small ribosomal subunit; ribosome. Gene Ontology annotation, molecular function: structural constituent of ribosome. The transcript is spliced from 6 exons. Lineage: Eukaryota; Metazoa; Chordata; Actinopteri; Perciformes; Gasterosteidae. Gene Ontology annotation, biological process: mitochondrial translation.
CUGGUCUUCAAUGUCACAUUUGUUGUGUGUGCAGUAACUUGAGUUCUGACAGCGAAUUUGUGUCUCAACAUAUUAAAUAUGUAUAAAUUAAAUAGCGUAUUAGUUGGUUCUGUGAAUAACGUUUGCCGACAGCUGUCUGCCUCCUUCAAUACAAUCGGAAGCUCUCGCAAAGUGUUCAAUGGUUGUGAAAGCGUCGGGUUGUUGCAGAGAACCCUGUGCACCAGUGCAGUGCGGCGUCAGGAGACCGCAGCAUCCACCACCAGCUCUGCGAAAACCUCCAGAGACUCCAGCAUUUUCCCUCCAAUAAUUGGCGAGGAGAGUCCACUAAGAUGGGGUGGGAAGAGGUUUGAGGAGCUACCAAUCGCUCACGUUAAAGCGACAUACAACAACACCCACAUCCAGCUGACGGAGAGCACGGGGCAGUCCAUGGUCAGGACGUCCUGCGGAACCGAGGGCUUCAAGAACAUCAAGAAGUCGACGCCCAUCGCCGCUCAGACUGCGGGCAUCUCGGCCGCCGCGAAAGCCACAGCGAAGGGAGUGAAGUUUGUGCGCGUUGUGGUCAAAGGUCUUGGGCCUGGACGUCUGUCGGCCAUCAAAGGCUUGACGAUGGGCGGCCUGGAGGUGAUAUCCAUCACAGACAACACGCCCGUGCCGCACAAUGGAUGCCGGCCGCGCAAAGCCAGGAGGACGUGAUCCCCAACCAGAAGAGCAAGUGGUUGUGAUAUCGUUUGCUAAUAAAAGGUGUUUUUUGUUGUGGAA